Messenger RNA from Babesia microti strain RI, 1194 nucleotides. RefSeq names its product mannose-1-phosphate guanylyltransferase. The transcript is spliced from 9 exons. The coding region runs from base 1 to 1194 and encodes 397 amino acids. The record is from RefSeq and is a predicted model, not a curated record. Gene Ontology annotation, biological process: cell wall mannoprotein biosynthetic process; GDP-mannose biosynthetic process. Gene Ontology annotation, cellular component: cytoplasm. Lineage: Eukaryota; Apicomplexa; Aconoidasida; Piroplasmida; Babesiidae. Gene Ontology annotation, molecular function: mannose-1-phosphate guanylyltransferase (GTP) activity.
AUGAAGGCGGUAGUUAUUGCUGGAGGGCGCGGAACAAGACUCCGACCGCUAACAUUAUCUGUCACCAAACCAUUGAUCGAAUUUUGCAAUAAACCCAUACUUGAAUAUCAAAUAAGGGCGGCUAUCGAGGGCGGAGUGAACCAUGUAAUAUUAGCCACGUGCAACAUCUCCAAUGAUAUCAAACAAAUCAUUGAAAAUUUGCAACGAAAAUAUAAGAUAAAGAUUGAAUGCUCUAUUGAGAAUGUGCCCUUAGGCACUGCAGGACCUAUUAAACUUGCAGAACAAAUAAUAAUGGAUCCAGAUGAUCCAAGUGAAAAUAUAUUAGUUUUUAAUGGUGAUAUCAUUUGUAAUUAUCCAAUAACCGAACUUAUAUCUGCUCACAUAUGUAAGGAUGCGGAUGUUACAAUUUUGGCCACUAAAGUUGAGAAUCCAUCAUCUUUCGGCGUUAUCUUGCACAAUGAUGACAUGAGAGUUGAUAAAUUUGUGGAGAAGCCCAGUGAAUUUAUCGGUAAUUUAAUCAGUGCUGGAAUGUAUGUUAUGAAUAAAAGAGUAAUUGCUGAUAUUCCCCUAAAAAAUACUUCUAUAGAAAGAUUUCUUUUUCCAAAAAUAGCUGAGAGACACAGACUAUACUGUUAUCCAUUUGAAGGAUUGUGGUCCGAUGUAGGGACUCCUAAGGAUUAUUUGAAGGCUCAAGAAUUGUAUAUUAAGUUGUUAUCUCAAACAUUUGAACAUGAAAAUCAGCUUUUACACUCUACAAGCUUUGGAAAUUUAUUUUCAACUAGUGAUGAACCAAGAUUAUCUGAUACUGAUCCUGGUGCAACUUUAGUUGAAGAUUUAUCUGAAAUCAAAUUUAAUGUCAUACCACCUAUACUGAUUCAUCCAGAUGCCGUGAUUGGUAAGGGAUGUAAAAUUGGGCCGAAUGUGUGUAUCAGUAGUAAUGUUACUAUUGGGGAGGGAUGUAGAAUACGGAAUUCAUCAAUCAUGAGUGAUGUUAAUAUCGGAAAUUAUUGUUUUAUCGAUGGUGCAAUUCUGGGUUGGUCUUGCAAGUUGAAUAAUUGGACACAUAUAGAAGGUUUGUCUGUAUUUGGCGAGGAGGUUGAAAUAAAUGAAUCACUAGUUGUAUGUGGUAGUUACAUACUACCACACAAAAUUAUAUCGGAAAGCAUAUACCAAUCUGGCACUAUAAUUAUGUAA